This is a messenger RNA of Lactuca saligna, 713 nucleotides long. Lineage: Eukaryota; Viridiplantae; Streptophyta; Magnoliopsida; Asterales; Asteraceae. The record is from the annotation of a GenBank genome assembly.
AUGGAUGUGGAAUCAACAUUUCAUUUCGUAAAGCAAUAUGAACAUAAUUUUCUUUCGUCUUCUUCUUCCCAUUCCUCCAUAAGGUUAAUAAUGAACGAGUUUGACCCAGAGUUGGAUUUUGCACAGUUCUUGGAGGAAGCAAAAACAAAUGCAUUAGAAGAAGGUCGAAAGGAUUCAAAGGAAAAAACAAAGGCUAAAAGAUCAUGGAAAGCUUCUAUUUUUUCAUGGAUGAAAGCCAACAAGAAAGAGGAACAACAACAACUAACGAUAAAAACCGAAUACAGAAACCCCACAAGAAGACAAGGGUAUGUUUCAGGCCCAAUAAAUGGGGUCAAAAGCUGCAAAACUCAACGACUUAAACGACAAAGUUCAGGACCUUUAUCGGGUCUAUUUUAUCAAAGAACGAAAAUGGAAGAGUUUGAGAUGCCAUAUACAUCACUAGGGAAGCUUAAUAAAAGUCCUGAGAAUCUUUCAAAUUAUGGUCCUGUAUAUUUGGUGACAUAGUGAAAAUAUAUCAAAGUCAGAUUCGAUGAAAUUUGUAAUCUUUUAUAUAUCUUUAUUUUGGAAUUUUGAUGGGGUUGAGAUAAUGAAAGGUUAGUUUUGGUGAUUAUAGUGAGUCAACUCUCUGGAUUCCACACGUAACAAUGUAACCGUUGCUUGCAAGCAAUUCAAAUUUACUCAUUCGUAUAGCUAAAAGAGGGUAAUUUUCGAUU